Fusarium vanettenii 77-13-4 is the source of this 870-nucleotide messenger RNA. RefSeq lists its product as uncharacterized. The transcript has 4 exons. Bases 1 to 870 code for a protein of 289 amino acids. NCBI's taxonomy places the organism in Eukaryota, Fungi, Ascomycota, Sordariomycetes, Hypocreales, Nectriaceae. The record is from RefSeq and is a predicted model, not a curated record.
AUGAGUAAAUCCACUUCGUCAACCAACCUCUUUGAUGUCAGCGGCAUUGUGGCCGUGGUGACAGGUGGAGGCAGUGGACUCGGACUCUUCAUGACUCGUGCCCUGGCUGAAAACGGUGCAAAGAAGGUCUACAUCAUCGGGAGGAGAAAGGAAGUAUUGGAAAGCUCAGUGAAAGACAUUGGCCUUGACAAUGUCAUUCCAGUCCAGUGCGACGUGACGAACCGAGACAACCUCAAAGCCGCUGUGGCAUUCAUCGAGAAAGACGUUGGAUAUAUCAACCUGCUUGUCGCCAACUCUGGCAUCUCUGGUCCUUCUGGCAACGUGCCUCCAGGGGCCAGCAUUGCUCAGCUCCAAGAGACUCUCUUCGACAUCCCAAUGGAGGAUUUCACAAAUACCUACCAUGUCAACUGCACCGCCGUGUUUUACACAACCAUUGCUUUUCUCGGGCUCCUAGAUGAAGGCAACAAGAAGUCCAAUUACCAGGGUGGCAGGAGUCAAGUCAUCGCAACCAGCAGCAUCGGAAGCUUCAACAGAAAGAUUACAGCAGGUUUUGCGUACGGCACCAGCAAGGGUGCCACAACUCUGAUGAUGAAGAUUCUAGUCACUUACCUAGUGCCGUACCGAAUUCGAGCCAACAUUCUCUGCCCAGGCUUGUUUCCGACAGAUCUUACAGAGAGCUUGAUCAAGGGUGAUGAUCCCACUGCCGAAGGAGCCUUUCCUUUGGAUCAGAUCCCGGCUGAGAGAGCCGGGAGACCAGAAGACAUUAUGGGUCCGUUGUUAUAUUUGGCCUCGCGGGCGGGAGCCUACUGUAGCGGCAACUGUGUUAUCGCAGAUGGUGGUCGCCUGAGCGUUACUCCUGCUACAUAUUAA